UACCGGGGAGCUUCCAGAGAGGCCCAUGACCGGGCCACGGGGACGCUGGGGCUGGAAACCAAGAGCCACUGGACUCUGUAAAAGCACCAGGCUCAGCACAGGCAGAAGCAGCGAUGAGCUCACGGCCGGUGGUGGUGGAUGUGCCCACCAGCACCGGCAUGUCCCUCCAGAGACACAGGGCAUCCUUCAGGGGAACUCGGUCAUUGUCCUCCCUGCAUAGCCCCCAGGCCUCCAGGACCAGUGCCAUAGGUGGCCUCGUCCGAGCCCCCAGGGUCUAUGUAGGAAUGGCGCCCAGUGGAUACGCGGGCGGCCUGGUAGCCCGGGUGACCCGCCGAGCCAUGGGCAUCAGCAGCGUCUUUCUGCAGGGGCUGCAGAGCUCAGGCCUGGCCGUGGCACCCGCUCCGAGCCUGGAGAGGGACCUCGGAGCCGUCGAGGACCUGGGGGACUGCCUGGUGGAGUACAUGGCCAAGGUGCAUGCCCUGGAGCAAGCCAUCCAGGACCUGGAGGCACAGCUGCGGAUGCACCUGGAGAGCAAGGCCGGGAGCUGUGAGAAGUGGGGCGCCCUCAGGGCCUCCUGGGCCAGCAGCUGCCAGCAGGUUGGCGAGGCGGUCUUGGAAAACGCCCGGCUCAUGUUGCAGACAGAGAGUAUCCAGGCAGGCGUGGACGACUUUAAAGAAAGGGUAACAAGGCCUGGUGAUGAGAAGGACGACACUGCCAUCUCUUCCCUGUCCUUGCCUUUCCCAACGACCCAGCUUCUUCAUGUGCUAAGAUAUGAAAACGAGCAGCCAUGUCGAAAGGCAGUGGAAGAGGAAAUUAACUCUCUGUAUAAAGUCAUCGAUGAAGCUCAUUGGACAAAAAUAGAUCUGGAAGGUCAAAUAGAAAGCCUGAAAGAAGAACUUGGCUUUCUGUCAAGGAGCUAUGAAGAGGAUGUGAAAGCGCUGUAUAAGCAGCUGGCGGUAUCCGAGCUGGAACAAGUGGGCGUCCCCAUGGGCACUGGCCUGGACGACAUCCUCCAGACGAUCAGAACCCACUGGGAGAGAGAUGUCGAAAAGAACCGGAUGGAAGCAGGGGUCUUGCUCCAAGCCCAGCAGCAGGCAGAGGUGGCCCGCCUGGCCCAGACCCAGGAGGAGAAGCUGGCUGCUGCGCUCAGGGCGGAGGUGCACGAUGCUUCGUGCCAAGUGCAGAGCCUCCAGGCUGAGACGGAAUCGUUGCGCGUCCUGAAACGAGGCCUGGAGAACACCUUACACGAUGCAAAGCACUGGCAUGACCUGGAGCUGCAGAACCUGGGUGCUGUUGUCAGCAGGCUGGAGGCGGAGCUCCGGGAGGUGCGCGCAGAAGCAGAGCAGCAGCAGCAGGCCCGUGAGCAUCUGCUGGCUCACAGGUGCCAGCUGCAGAGGGACCUGGCGUCCUACCAUGCUCUACUGGACAGGGAGGAGAGCAACCAAUGAAGCAACUUCCUCUUUUCAUGAACGAAACGCUGCCUUCUUCACCAUAGAGUUUCUUAAAGAUUUUCUUCCUACCCCCCCACCCAUCCCCCACCUACCGCAAGCUGGAUUACCUGCUAGAUUUCCGGGUUGAUUGGCCUUGAGCUGAAAAGCUUCCUGGUAGUGGAGAGAGAGGGUUCUUCUGCCUUAAAUUUAAGUAGUCUGUAGCAUAGCAACCUCCCUGUCUCUCUCCAAAUAAAUGUUUUGUGUGCAGCUUCCAA
Messenger RNA from Artibeus jamaicensis (Jamaican fruit-eating bat), 1705 nucleotides. It is a transcript of the gene BFSP2, whose product is annotated as beaded filament structural protein 2. Gene Ontology annotation, molecular function: structural molecule activity. The record is from RefSeq and is a predicted model, not a curated record. Gene Ontology annotation, biological process: intermediate filament organization. Bases 114 to 1448 code for a protein of 444 amino acids. The transcript is spliced from 8 exons. NCBI's taxonomy places the organism in Eukaryota, Metazoa, Chordata, Mammalia, Chiroptera, Phyllostomidae. Gene Ontology annotation, cellular component: intermediate filament.